Messenger RNA from Temnothorax curvispinosus, 4503 nucleotides. Its product is annotated as probable multidrug resistance-associated protein lethal(2)03659. The record is from RefSeq and is a predicted model, not a curated record. Bases 308 to 4186 code for a protein of 1292 amino acids. Gene Ontology annotation, cellular component: membrane. The transcript is spliced from 14 exons. NCBI's taxonomy places the organism in Eukaryota, Metazoa, Arthropoda, Insecta, Hymenoptera, Formicidae. Gene Ontology annotation, molecular function: ATP hydrolysis activity; ABC-type transporter activity; ATP binding. Gene Ontology annotation, biological process: transmembrane transport.
GAGACUCGUUUCUUCAUUGCGACCGUGAACCAGAGAGAGGGAUAAAUUUGGCCAACGUGCCAAAAUCAUCUUGUCCCGAACGAAGAUACGCACGCUACAAAGAUACCGAUAUUUAUCUACUAGAACUAGACGAUCCCCUCUCUGCCGUGGACUCGCACGUCAGCAGACACCUCGUCGACAAGUGCGUCUGCAGCUAUCCAAAUUUAAGACGACUGAUGAAAUGGUCUUUGACACCGUCGAAUUGGCAGUUGGUGUUAUGUUAAAAAUGAAAGAUAUUUGAAGAUGAAUAAAAGUUCAAUGUGUCACCAUGAUAAACGACGAUCAAAAGAAAUAUCCAAAAAAUCCACGGCAAAAUGCGAAUGUCAUUUCCCUCCUCACCUUUUGGUGGACCCGAAAAAUUUUUCGGACCGGCUACUACAAAAAAGAUUUAGAGGAGACCGAUCUUUACGCUACUCUUACGCAAGACAGAACCAACCAUUUAGGCCAAGUCAUAGGCAGGGCUUGGGAAAAAGAAAUAGAAUCGUGCGCUAAAAAGAAAAAUGGCCGUAAGCCACAAUUGCUCAGGGUGCUGUUGCGCUGUUUCGGAAAAACGCUUCUGCUAAUUGGAAUUGCAGAAGCAAUUAUGGAAUUGUUUUCUAGAAUGUAUCAACCGUUAUUACUUGCUAAUUUGUUACGCUAUUUCGCGAGCGAGAAGAAAGAAUGGACCGACGAGGUGUAUUAUAGUGCAGGCGGUAUAAUUCUAUUGUCCAUCAUGGAUUGUUUUAUUACGCAUUAUUCCGUACAUUGCUCGUUUCACCUAGGAUUGAAAAUUAAGAUAGCUUGUACCUCGUUAAUUUAUCAAAAGAUAUUGAAGCUCCCCAAUUCUGUACUGGACAAUGAGACAUCCGUUGGACAGAUGGUAAAUUUCCUAAGUAGCGACAUUACCAGGUUGGAAGCAUCUUUGGUAGAUCUACAUUAUAUUUGGAUCGCACCUCUUCAAAUCAUAUGGAUCACGUACGUUACGUUUACCGAAAUUGGAUGGGCAGCGCUGAUAGGAAUAUCGGUAUUUUUACUAUUCAUUCCUUGUCAAGCGGCCUUAGCGAAGAUAAUUGCACCUUUAACGCUUAAAUUAGCAGAAAAAACAGACAACAGGCUCAGGCUGAUGAAUCAAGUAAUCACCGGAUUGCAAGUAAUUAAAAUGUACGUUUGGGAAAUUCCUUUUUAUAAUCUGGUGGAAAAGGCGAGAAAGCGUGAGAUGAGCGUAAUAAAGAAAUAUUCUAUCUUGAAACAAUUAGCUCUCACUCUCGACUGCUAUGUGCCGCGACUUAGUCUCUUCGUCGCGAUAUUGGCAUACGUCUUAUUCGGAAAUUACAUUAACGCCGAGAAGGUGUACCUGGUAACAGCAUAUUACAACGUUCUACGGAACUCGAUGAUUUUUGGCUUUUCAAUGGGUCUCCAUCAAUUGGUACAGGCAUUGGUUUGUAUUCGUCGUUUGCGAAGAUUUAUGUUGCACGAUGAGAUCAGCAAAACGAAACAGAACCCAUGUCAGACGGGUACUGAUUCAUUCGCACUUCGCAUGACAAACGUAAACGCCAAGUGGCACGGCGAGGGUAAGGAUGAGACGUUGCGUAACGUAAGCUUGACCGUGCCACCUGGAAGCUUCGUCGCCAUCGUGGGCCAGGUGGGUUCGGGCAAGAGCAGCCUCUUGCAAGCGAUACUUCAGGAACUGCCGUUGACGGGCGGGAGUAUCGUGAGCCGCGGCAGGAUAAACUACGUCAGCCAGCAGCCGUGGAUCUUCGCGUCUUCCGUGAGGCAGAACAUUCUGUUCGGGCAGGCGAUGGACAAGUCGCGUUACAACGAGGUGAUCAGAGUCUGUCAGAUGGAAUCGGACAUAGACUCGUUUCCUCACGGCGACCGCACCAUCGUGGGCGAGCGGGGGAUAAAUCUGAGCGGCGGCCAGCGUGCCAGGAUCAACUUGGCGCGAGCGAUCUACAAGGACGCGGAUAUUUAUCUCCUGGACGAUCCUCUCUCCGCCGUGGACUCGCACGUCAGCAGACGUCUCGUGGACAAGUGCAUCUUCGGCUAUCUAAAGGGAAAAACGAGGAUUCUGGUGACGCAUCAGCUGCAGUAUCUGCAACUCGCCGAUCAGAUUAUCGUGAUGAACGACGGUAGUAUCGAGCAGAAGGGUACGUUCGAUCAGUUGCAAGAGCUGGGCCUUGACUUUAUGAAGCUGGUGAAGGCGGCUGAUACGAAAUGCAAAGAGGCCGAGAGAAGGCAAUCCGAGAUUAAGCGUCGAAUUUCGAUGAAGGGCGAGACGAGGGACAACGGGGACGUCCCGCCGAUUGAGAUGCAAGAGACGAUGGCGAAGGGUCGCAUAUCUCGCGGAAUGUUCUUCGCUUACUUCAAGGCGAGCAAGAGGCCCGUCUUGAUCGCGUUGAUGAUGCUGAUCUUCUUGGCGAAUCAGGUGAUAUCCGGUGGUAGCGACUACUUCGUCGCGUUCUGGGUGAACGUCGAGUCGAGCUCGUGGCACAAGAUGGACAACGCCACCCUGGAGUUUCAAUGGGAGGGCCCGCUACCCCGCGAUUCCAUGAUCUACUUGUACAGCGCUAUGAUAGUGUCCAUCGUACUGCUGUGGAAAUUCCAAACGAUCGUGUACUUCAGCGUGUGCAUGUGGUCCUCGGUGAAUCUGCAUUCCGCUAUGUUUCGCAGCAUAUUGCGCGCAACCAUGUACUUUUACAGUACUAAUCCAGCUGGCCGUAUAUUAAACAGGUUUGCUAGAGAUAUCAAUAUCGUCGACUUAUUAUUGUCGAUGUGCGUAUUCGACAUCAUAGUGAUCGGACUCAUCUCAAUCACGGUGGCAGUUAUGAUCAUAGCGGUCAACCCAUGGCUGGCGAUCCCCACUGUGCUUUGCGCGUGCAUUUUUACUUAUUUCCGUAUGAUAUACAUCUGCACCGCUCGCAGCAUCAAACGCCUCGAAGGGACGACACGUUCGCCGAUCUUUGACCACCUCGGAGCGUCUCUGCAAGGUCUGACGACAAUCAGAGCGUUUAACGCCGAGGAGAUGUUGAUGACGGACUUGUGCAGUCAUCAGGAUGUCCACUCGUCCGCCUGCUUCCUCUUCCUGUCCACCUCUCGAGCCUUCGGCUUCUACAUCGACGUCAUCUGUCAGUUUUACAUCGGGGCGAUAAUCAUAGCCUUCACGGUCGUCGACGGUCUGGCUGUCGUUGGUAACAUCGGUCUGGUAAUCACGCAAACCAUGGCGCUGACGAACAUGCUGCAGUGGGGAAUUAGACAAACGGCCGAGCUGGAGAGCCAGCUGACCUCCAUAGAGAGAAUACUCGAGUACAGCCGUUUGGAAGAGGAGCCGAUGAUCGACGGCAAGCCGGAAACCAAGCCGCCGGACGAUUGGCCGACGAAGGGUCUCGUUGAAUUCAGAGAUGUGAGCUUGAAGUACAAUAGUCGAGGCGCCUACAUCCUCCGGAACAUCAACUUCACCAUCAUGCCGGAAGAGAAGAUCGGUAUCGUCGGUAGAACCGGCGCGGGCAAGUCGUCCCUUAUCAACGCACUCUUUCGCCUGGCCUGCGUGGAGGGUGAGAUCCUCAUAGACGGCGUGUCCACCGGCGCGAUCGCCCUGCAUGACUUCCGCUCGAAGAUCAGUAUUAUCCCUCAGGAGCCGUUUCUGUUCACCGGAAGUCUGCGACGGAAUCUCGAUCCCUUCGAUCAGUAUUCCGACGCCGCGCUGUGGCAGGCGCUCCAGGACGUCGAGCUGAAGGAGACCAUCUCCGAGAUGGCCGCCGGAUUGAACACGAGGGUGUCCGACGAGGGGUCGAACUUCAGCGUCGGCCAGAAACAGCUGUUGUGCCUCGCGCGCGCUAUUAUCAAGAACAAUCGGAUUAUGGUGCUGGAUGAGGCAACUGCCAACAUCGAUCCCUACACGGAUUCCCUUAUACAAAAAACGGUUAAGAAGAAAUUUAUAAAUUGUACCGUGUUCACCAUAGCUCACAGAUUGAACACCAUUAUGGACAGCGAUAGAAUAUUCGUGAUGGACGCUGGAAACCUUGUGGAAUUUGACCAUCCGUAUAUCCUUUUACAAAGGAAGGGACAUUUUUAUAGUAUGGUACAGCAGACUGGUACUGCGAUGGCCGAGCAUCUUAUUGAUAUAGCUGAAAAAAAUUUCUAUAAAAAGGAUAGGUCGCCAUCCAGAUAAUCACAAUUUUCAAUACGAUUAUGUGCCAAAGUGAUAUUCUACGCAAUCGCGCUCAACGAUGGGCUUAUAUUAUAUAAUCUAUUAGUAUACAGUAUACAUUUUACAUUAACAAAAAUUUUCUGUUAAUUUCUCUUGUAUUUCACGUUGUGUUCGCCUUUUGCAUUUUUUGUUUUUCCUUUCAAAAUUAUAAGAUUUUUUUUAAGACUCGUGAUAUAAGUACAGAACAAAAUACAUUAGUUUGAAAUAAAGUGUAAAAAUGAAAUUUUAUAUACACAGAGAAAUAAAACAAUUAAAAACCCAAUUUUAAUUGAUUUUCU